ACACAGCCCAAACCAAUAAAAUGCGUUUGCAGCCUCAACAGUUGCUUUUCAAAGUUGGUUCGAAACGGUCAAGCUUUUUUCCUCGCGAUCGCGCGUACACUUUUGGGUACCAUUCACGUUGUUUUUGUUGUGGUUUCAUCGCACGGCAACCAUUCGGUCAUCGAUCCGCUCGAUCGCUGCUACUUCUCCAGCACAAGAACAACUUCGGCUUGUUGGUAAGAUAAACCCAGCUGACGUAAUCGAUUGCGGUAGAUCGCAAUAAAGUGGCACCUUAUCGACACCGCGGGAAACAACUUCCGAAGUUUUAUUUUAUGGGUUGCGUGCAUGGGAAGCGUAAGGGCGCGCAAUAGAUAGUGAAAGGUUGCACUUGUGGGAAUCUCGGCGAGACGCGCCAGUUCCAUGUGAGUGUGACGGGUAAUUGUAUCCAGUUUCGUUGAACCGAACUUGAAAUGGAUGGGUGAUUGCCUGACGGUUGAUAUGUUGCAUCGAGUGCUGUAUAGCAAUGCAGUGUAGUGUGCUGCUAUUCAGAUUCAGAUCAUUUUGAGUAUCGAGAUCAAGGAAUUCAACUGAAACACAGUGUUCGGUGCAGUCAAGUGCGAGGUUGCACUGCUUCAGUGAGAAGUUGAAGUUCUAGUUGCUGUUUUGCAUUGGCGGAAAAUCGAUCAGCAGCGAUCGCGUGCUCGAGGCGAAUAGAUUCAGGCAGAAUUGAAACAUGGAAGUGGCUUGGCGAUUUAGAAUUAUUUUUGCGAUGGCAUUUGCGGUGAUCAUAUUUGGCGAUUUGCUUGGGUAUGGUGGAGCGAAGAAAGAUCCAAAAGAUAAAUCACUGCUGUCGGGCUUGUCUACUGGUUUCGGAAGCGUGAGCGGGCAUAUGGAUGGCGCAGCGGGGUCCAGCCGUGAAAAUGAAAUCGCAUCCACCGACAGAGAAACCCCCCUGGCUCCUCGAUCGUACACCAGCGGCAGCAGCAGCAGCGGCAGCAACAGCAACAGCGACAGUGAUAACACGAAGUCAACCGCCGCCAGCGGCAGUCAGGCGGCCGACCUUGCCACCCACAAGGAGCAGUUGAAAAACUCGCUGCGGGAAGCGUGUCUUCCCAAGCUGCUGUGCGAGAUGGCAGCCAAACCAAACUAUUCGCUCAACGUGCGCGAAAGGGACCUGCUCUCACUGAUACGGUCCACCACGCUAUCACUGACGAUGGCAGUCAGCCCAACCAAAUGGCACUUUGCGGCGCACAUGGGUCAACUGUUGCGGGACGCGGGCGACAGCUUGGUCACGCCGAUGGGCUGUUCGCAUCUGUGGCCCAGCUGUCCGUACAGUUCGAAGAAGCUACUCAAGCUGACGAACGUGGUCCAGUUGAAAUGAGCCCCGCCGAAUAGGUGUCCAGCCGAUGACGCCGGAGGAAAUCCGUAGAAAACCAGAUGUUUGCAUUAUCGCGAAUGGGUUGCAUUGUUCUACGGUUUUCCGCGAAGAACCAUAGCAUCACUACCAGCAUUAUGUACUUUAAUUGGAGCCAUACAUCACGACGAUGUCCCCCUAAUUCGAAAUGUAAAUACUAGAAACCCCCACGGGCAUACAGAUUUGCCCGCCCAUUAGUCAUCAAUGAAAUCAUCCCGGCUCCGUUGUUUGGCUUCUUUUGAGGUGGAACCAUAUUCGAGAGAUUAGUUUGUUGCAGAGUUUAUAGUAGAUAAAGGACAAUGAAUGGCUGUAAUGUUGAAUCAUAGACAAAUGGAGUAAACAUAUGAAUUAUUUUCCUAGCGAAGGGUUCAAACAUGAAAUUCAAAAUUUAAACAGCUCAAAACCAGUCGAAUUCUAAUUUAUGGUGGUCAAUGGAAAUUUCAGAAGUGUUACAACCUUAUGUUUGUGAUUGUAUGAUGUGUGUUGUUACAUGAGUGCUAGGAGAUGAAUGUAUGAAUGAGUGACUUUUCACCCGCUCAAUGCGCGGAUCAUUACCUGCGAAUGCUAAUGUGAUUUUAUGCACUAACUGUUGUAUAUACCUAAUUGAAUUAUUAAUGAAGCAGCGAUUGUACUGAGAUAGAAGAAACAAAAAAACGAUAUGAAAUAUGAACGGAUUGUAAAUAAACACAAAUUAAAUGCUAGUUGACAAUUUA
Molecule: messenger RNA, 2106 nt
Organism: Armigeres subalbatus
Lineage: Eukaryota; Metazoa; Arthropoda; Insecta; Diptera; Culicidae
Gene: geko
Exons: 3
Coding region: 713-1360 (215 amino acids)
Source: RefSeq, a predicted model, not a curated record